AUGUCAGAAACCGACCCUCUCAUCCGCCCUCGCGGCGCCGACGCCCAAGCACGCUCCAGGUCCCGCCUCGCCGAGCUCCGCACCCAGUCAGUAGCAGACACAGGCCUAGUGGACGCAAAGCUCGCCGUCGAUCUCGCAACCCAUGAAGUGAGGGAAAACGUCUAUCUCUUCGUGCCCAACCUCAUCGGGUACACCCGCAUCCUCCUCGCUGCUCUCAGCCUCCAUUUCAUGCCCUACCACCCACGCUACUGUACCGUCCUCUACUGCCUUUCCUGCCUCUUAGACGCAUUCGACGGCAUGGCCGCGCGUGCCUUGAACCAGAGCACAAAGUUCGGCGCAGUGCUCGACAUGGUCACAGACAGGUGUACGACCGCCUGUCUCCUCUGUUUCCUCAGUAGCGCAUACCCGAGCUUUGCGACCGUGUUCCAGUUCCUCAUCACCCUUGACUUUAGCAGCCACUACAUGCACAUGUACAGCUCCCUAACCACGGGUUCCAAAUCACACAAACUCGUGACAUCCGACGUCUCCUGGGUUCUCAGCGUCUACUACACCUCCCAAACAGUGCUCUUCAUCUGCUGUGCGGGCAACGAGUUAUUCUUCGUCGCCCUCUACCUGAUGCACUUCGACCACACCGCCGUGCUCAAUGCCUCAUCCCCGAAACCUGUCAUCGCCUACCUCUCUACGCAAGUUAUCAACCUCCUCACAUCUGGCGGGCCGUGGGGCGUAUACGCACUCAGCUACCUCGAACUCGUCACUUGGGCAGCGGUGAUGGCACUCGCUUUCUUCCCCAUCGCCGCCCUGAAGAACUUUAUAAACGCAGUCCAGUGGUGGAAGGCGAGCAAGAUCCUCGUAGGGGUUGACCUCGUCGAGCGGGCAAGGCAAAGGCAGCGGGAAGCCAGGGGGGAGAACGGCAGUGCCGGUGUGCUAGCGAAGGAGGAGUAGCACCCUCCGGACGAGACACAUCUGCAAUUUUUUGAUCUACACUUUUUCUUUUCACUUUUUACGCUUCGAAAAGACUGUAUUGAUACCACUAAGUAUCUUGUUUACCAUGUCUAUGUUACACUUUCUUGACUACUCGG
Molecule: messenger RNA, 1079 nt
Organism: Dacryopinax primogenitus
Lineage: Eukaryota; Fungi; Basidiomycota; Dacrymycetes; Dacrymycetales; Dacrymycetaceae
Exons: 2
Coding region: 1-942 (313 amino acids)
Biological process (GO): phosphatidylinositol biosynthetic process
Cellular component (GO): Golgi apparatus; membrane
Molecular function (GO): CDP-diacylglycerol-inositol 3-phosphatidyltransferase activity
Source: RefSeq, a predicted model, not a curated record